Rotaria socialis is the source of this 1284-nucleotide messenger RNA. The record is from the annotation of a GenBank genome assembly. NCBI's taxonomy places the organism in Eukaryota, Metazoa, Rotifera, Eurotatoria, Philodinida, Philodinidae.
AUGAAGAUCAAUUCACUUUGGCAGCGUAUACGUAACAGUAGAGAGGACGAAAAUGACAUUCUGCCAGCACCUCACGUGGAAGGUCAGCUUCAUAGAAAUCUGAAGGAACGACACAUGACCAUGAUUGCACUGGGUGGCACUAUUGGAACUGGACUAUUUCUCGCAUCUGGUCAAGCACUGGCGUCAUCAGGCCCUGCUGGGGUUCUUGUAUCUUAUGUGAUCGUUUCCAUCAUGGUGUAUUUUGUCAUGACAAGUCUAGGAGAACUUGCAACUCACCUGCCGAUCAGUGGCUCGUUCAAUACCUAUGGUAGUCGAUUCGUAGACGAAGCAUUUGGCUUUGCAUUAUCGUACAACUAUUACUUUUCGUGGGUGGUUACAAUCGCAGGUGAACUGGGUACUGAAGCAGUGGGCAUUGCGGCAGGUGAAAGCGCUAAUCCAAAACGAGACGUACCCCGCGCCAUGAACCAGGUCAUUUGGCGAAUUAUUUUGUUCUUUAUCGGUACAAUCAUAGUCAUGGGUCUCAUCAUUCGAUACGAUGAUCCACGUCUUUCCAACAUACAUGGUGUCCAGAGUGUUGCCGUAUCACCCUUCACACUGGUGUUUCUGAGCGCUGGUUGGACUCCGGCUGUGCACAUUAUGAACGCUGUUAUUCUAACUACUGUCUUAUCUGCUGGCAACUCUGGUCUAUACUUGUGCACGCGUAUUCUCUGGACACUGGCAAUGGAAGGCAAAGCACCCCAAAUAUUUUGUCGCCUCACUAAGGGCGGAAUUCCUAUUUGGUGUCUUGCACUUACGACCGUGCUUGCAACUAUCUUUUUCGGUUUAUCCUUCAUUGGCAAUCAGAUAGUCUACCAGUGGCUUGUAAACCUGAGUGGUGUGAUGGGUUUCAUUGCCUGGUUCGGUAUUGCGCUGUCACACUGGCGAUUCCGUCGGGCAUAUAUUGCACAAGGAUACGCACUGGAAGAUCUUCCUUAUAAAGCACUCUUCUAUCCAUUCGGACCCAUUUUCGCAUCUAUCCUUAUCUUUGUGGCCGUCUUCGGACAAGGAUACACAUCAUUUACCACUCAUCCUUUCAAUUUCAAUAGCUUCUUGUCUGCUUACAUCUCAAUACCUGUCUUCUUAAUUCUGUUUGGCAUCUACAAGUUUGUAAAGAAGACACGCUUUGUGCCUCUCCGAGAAAUCGACCUAAUGACUGGUAGUCUCAGAGAACGCGAAGAGCAACAAAAGGUUCACCCAUAUAUAGUAGUGGUGGCUGAUAGAGCACCUUCUGAUAUCGACCUUUGA